Molecule: messenger RNA, 3154 nt
Organism: Aspergillus ochraceoroseus IBT 24754
Lineage: Eukaryota; Fungi; Ascomycota; Eurotiomycetes; Eurotiales; Aspergillaceae
Product: ribonuclease P/MRP protein subunit POP1
Exons: 2
Coding region: 205-2910 (901 amino acids)
Biological process (GO): tRNA 5'-leader removal
Cellular component (GO): ribonuclease MRP complex; nucleolar ribonuclease P complex
Source: RefSeq, a predicted model, not a curated record
ACCUGGGGGUGUGUUUCUUUCGGCCGGGAGGGCUGCCACGCUAAAAAGUUUCAUGUUCCAUCCAGCACAAAUUAUUACGAGGUAGCUUCAGUCCAGGCCAGUCACGCUGCAGGCCUCCGAAGCUUCAAUUCCGAUAGCAAAAGAAAAAGAAAAGAAAAUACGAAAACUCCUCUCGCUCAGUUGAAACGUCCGAACUGGGCUAUCAUGGCCCUCAAUCCUCCCUCGAAGCGCAAGUCUGCCUUUCCGGGCCAGGGCCACCAGAACAACAACACCGCGGCUUCCCGCAAGCGUGCAAAGACUUACGAUGCCCGAUCCCUAGCCGUGCAGUCGUCUGAAGCUGCACUCUCUGCAACAGGAGAGCUCGAUGUUGCUGCUUAUCUUGCCGCUCGAGAAUUUGAAAUCCGUUCCCUGGAGUCAGGUAUUCAGCGCUCAAAGGGUGCGCUUACCAGUCGUGCGUUCCAAGGAGUGCCUCGAUCGCUGAGAAGGCGGACGGCGAGUCAUAAUGUGAAGAGGGUUCCAAGGAGGUUGAGGGCAAGGGCGAAGAGAGAGAUGAUCGAGGAUAACACCCCCACCGUAACGGCUCGACGACGAAAACCGACAGAGAUAAUGCGUAUUCGUCUCGAAACCGCCAGACGUCUGCAGAACCUCAACGCGAAGACCAAAGCUAAGCGAGCUGCCUUGAAGGCAAAGCGUGGUAAAGAGGAACAAAAAUCGUUAGAAGAAGCUGGUGGCCACGCGUUCGAUAUCGCCCCGAGAGUCCCUAAGAUCAAGAAGAACAAGCUUUCGCGACCCCCGGCGCCAGAGUCGAAAUAUAGGAAGCGGCAGCGCUGCAAGACCUGGCUUCCAACGCACUUGUUUCAUGCGAAACGUGCGCACAUGACGACUACGAAGGAUCCUUUGUGGAGGUUUGCAUUGCCUUUGUCUCCGACUGAGAAAAGUUACAGGUCUACUCAUCGAGCUAGGGGAGCUAGGGGAGCGGUGGCAUGGGAUAUGAGCUAUGUGUCUACAAUUCAGUUGGAGGGUACUGAGGCAGCGUUAGAAAGCGUGCUGAGGGCUGUCGGCGUUAACGGGGAUGACGCGUGGGGUGUUAAGGGAAGAAAAUGGAGGGCUGGAGUGAGAAGCUUGCGAGCUUGGGCUGUCGAACAUGACGGUCAGCGGAAGCCUAUUGCGCCGAUUACAUUGAUUCGAUGUGCUCAGCGCGUGGUAGAGGACGUGGAAAUGGUUGAUAUUGAUGACGAUGGGAAUACCGCCCAAGGCAAGAAGAAGCAGAAGCAGAAGCACAAGGAUAGAACCAAAGUGUUCAUUAGGGUCCACCCAUCUGCGUUCUUACAGCUGUGGAAUGAGCUCCUGGGCAUUUCGAAAAGGCAGAGUCCACCGGUAAUGGUUGAGGAUCUUCGCUUUGAGAUAGGCAGCAUCGACGUCACGGGCCCGGGGUCUACAGAAGCGCUGAUUUCGGCUUUGAGUCCAUUGGCAACGAACGACAAGGAAAUCCCCGUAGGCAGUACAGAAGCCACAUGGAACUCCCUGUUAGGGGUCUCGAACCCUUCAUCGCUACCCCAAAAUGCUCUGUUGGCAUUCUCUAUAUCCGAUCCCCGUCUUCACUUCCCGCCUCAAACACUCAAGCCUCCAUCUUCUGAAAAGCAGAUCCAAGACUUAGCCAUGCUACUCUCUUCUUGGCCUCCAGACAAAACCCAAACAACUCCGCCAGAUCUCUUCGACCGUCCCACCCGCUUAGCUGCUACCCGCCAACUACCUAGCCAGAAGGCUAUCAACCGACGACGAACCCAGGCUGGAGUGGGGAAGCACCCUUCUCCAGAACCUUCAGAUCCUCAAAUCCCAGUCAUAAUCCUUGCCACUCGCAGUAGCUCCCAGGCGAAGAACAGCAAUGCCCCAGGGACUUGGACUGUUCUUCUCCCCUGGAAGUGUGUACUCCCCGUAUGGUAUUCCCUAAUGUACUAUCCGCUUUCCAGCGGAGGGAAACUGAGAUUCGGGGGCUUGAAAGAGCAGCAGCAGCUUGCCUUUGAAGCUGGAGAGCCAUGGUUCCCGGGGGAUUUCCCAGGCACCCAGGCCGGCUGGGAAUGGGGAUUACGUGAACAGGAAAAGGCCAAGCAGGAAUGGGAGCGGAGACCGAAAGGACGAAGGGUUGAAUUUGACACCCUUGAUCUAGGAAACGGCCAGAAGGGCGAGUUCGGGCGCGGCUGGGCUUGCGAUUGGGAGCGGUUGAUCAGCCCAACUAAUAAUGAGCCUGUCGUCAAAGGUCAGGAUACCAGCAAGGAGAUCAACGAAGUCUCCAAAUCUGAUAGCAAGACGGACGGAGAACCCCCUGCGGACGUUAGCCUUGGCCUCCCAUUGAAUAUCCACCAGCUCCCUACUUCUCAGGCAACCCUGGCAAUCAGCACAAAUAACAACCCCUCCUCACUUGCAAGUGUGAAGAUCUCACUCCAAGCCCGAGGCAGUCCAACCCCGCGAGCCCGUAUCUAUCGGCUCCCAACAAACAACCCAGACCUCCGCCAGAGAUGGAUCGCCCUAGCAUCCAAACAACCAUCUAGCAAACAAAAGGAAAAGGACAGAGAGCGAAUAACAAGCGUGGGCAAAAAAGAAGACGAAGCAGACGCUAGACAGCGUCUCGCUGCGUCGCUCUUGACCCCCGUCUCAGAUGAGUGCCCAGAGCACUUAGCUCUGCCGGGCGAGGAAGAUCUCAUUGGAUUUAUCACGACGGGGAACUAUAAUCUGUCUGAGGGUAAGGGAACCGGGAUUGGCUCGAUCCAGGUCUCAAAGGUUAGUGGUCCAGUCCCGGGUCUGGGGAAGAAAAAAUCCUCCUCCAAGGCGCAAGAGAGAGAAAAGCAUAUGUGUAUUGUUCGAGGAGCUGGGGAGACGAUUGGGCGGCUGGGGUCUUGGGAGCUUGUUUGAGUUUUUAUAUCUUUGUGAUACCCGGUAGGUAGAGUUACUCACUAUAGUAGACUUGGGCAGUUGUGUAAAUUGUAUGUCCUCUAUUGGGGCUUACCUUCUAAGAGAGAACUUGACAAUGUAUACAUAUUCUAAAUGGAAAUGAGCAUUGAACUGACACAAUGUAAGUAGAUAGUAGUAGGUAUACACAUGCACGACAGCACAACAGCAUGAUAGCACGACACAGAAUCCAACGAGUCUAUUUUAU